UGUAAAUAGACCGGCACGUGUUUUCUUUUGCUGAAUGUUGAAAUGACGACCAAACAAUAUUUACAAUUUUCGCGAGGCCCAGUAUUUGGAAUUAUUGCUAGUGCUAGUGGUAAAAUAUUACAGGUUAAUCAAAGAAACAAUAAAGAUGAUUUCGUAGCAGUGCCGGCUUGUGAAAACAUAUUAAUAUGGAAUUUGCAAACCAAAGAAAAGCAUAUGGUUCUAAAUGGAGAAGCGAGUGCUGUUACUUCCCUGGUUACUGACCAUAAUCAUAGAAAUAUUGCCGUUGGUUACGCCGAUGGAAUGAUUCGUAUCUUUGAUCUACAGUUAAAUAAUUGUUUAGUGUCAUUUAUUGGUCAUAAAUCCGCUGUCUCGUGUUUGGCUUAUGAAAGUGAAGGCUCAAAUUUAGCAUCUGGCGGCAAGGUAUGUCGUAAUAUUAUGAUAUAA
This is a messenger RNA of Stegodyphus dumicola, 444 nucleotides long. Its product is annotated as WD repeat-containing protein 3. Lineage: Eukaryota; Metazoa; Arthropoda; Arachnida; Araneae; Eresidae. Gene Ontology annotation, molecular function: snoRNA binding; protein binding. Gene Ontology annotation, biological process: maturation of SSU-rRNA. Gene Ontology annotation, cellular component: Pwp2p-containing subcomplex of 90S preribosome; small-subunit processome. The record is from RefSeq and is a predicted model, not a curated record.